Messenger RNA from Canariomyces notabilis, 3501 nucleotides. RefSeq names its product Arginase/deacetylase. The record is from RefSeq and is a predicted model, not a curated record. Gene Ontology annotation, cellular component: nucleus. The transcript has a single exon. The coding region runs from base 1 to 3501 and encodes 1166 amino acids. Gene Ontology annotation, molecular function: histone deacetylase activity. Lineage: Eukaryota; Fungi; Ascomycota; Sordariomycetes; Sordariales; Chaetomiaceae.
AUGGAUCAAGCGCCACGUUCUCCAAACAUCGAUUCCAGGGAGGGCGAUAGUGACUUGGCGCAGUCGUUGAAGCACUUGACCAUUUCAGCCUCGUCCCCAGCCAGGCCUCCCCGGUCCCCGCGACAACCCGCUCUGAAGCCCCUCAAUGUGGACGACCGUUCCCCGAGAUCUCCAGCCCGUCACGGGAAUCCCUUAAAAAGCCCCCUCCGUAGCGCUUCCGCUUUGGCCAAUCCACCUUCUCGAUCCUCGACACCGACCCUGCUAAGGAAGGCUUCGUUGAAUUCGCUUCAUUCAGUGAACGGCGUUGCGCCUCCCCGUCGAGCGAGCUCCGUCACCAUUUCGUCGCCCUCUUCCAAGCCCGGAUCAGGGAGAUCGCCCUUGAGAAGCCUGUCACCCGAGUUGCCAGAGGAACCCGCCCCUACGGCGCACUCCAUCGCAAGCGCCCACUUCAAAGCCGAACUAGAAGCACACCAUGGCACCGAACCCACGCGCCGUGCCGAGACCGUUGUGAUUUUCCAGGACGCCUGCUAUGGUCACAGGUACUCCCGUCCCCGCACGUCCAAGGCACAGCUGGGCACCAUCGUCGAGCGCCCAGAGAGGAUCAAAGCGUGCGCCUUGGGGGUUUCGGCUGCAUAUGUGCGUCUGGGCGAGCGACACCAGGAUGGAGCCUUCCCCAUACACCCUGACAUGGACAUGACGUCGCUGCCCACGAUACCGUUCCGGAUCCAAAAAUCGACGAGGCGACUUUCCUUGGGAUCUCAGACUGUGACCAACGUGCACGGGACAAAGUGGAUGGAAGAACUCAAGAUGAUGUGCGACACCGCCGAGGCGAAGCUCGCGUCGGGCGGGAAGGAGCUUCAGCGACCGGAUAUCGACCGAGGCACGAAUGGCGAGGCGCCUCAGAAAUUACAUGAGGGCGAUCUGUAUCUCUGUUCCGAAUCCUUGGACGCUCUAGAGGGCGCGCUCGGAGCAGUGUGUGACGCCGUUGACGCGGUAUUUCGAGCCGAUGGGCCUCGGCGAGCGUUUUGCGCGAUCCGGCCGCCCGGACACCAUUGCUCCGCAUCACAUCCAUCCGGCUUCUGCUGGCUCAACAAUGUCCACGUGGGUAUCAUGCACGCCAUACUAAGCCACGGCUUGACGCAUGCUGCCAUCAUCGACUUUGAUCUGCACCAUGGCGACGGGUCUCAGUCUAUUGCCUGGGAGCACAACGCGAGGAGCGUCGGCCUGGCUAAGAACGCCGCUUGGUGGAAGAAGACGUCGAUCGGUUAUUUCAGUCUGCACGACAUCAAUUCAUACCCCUGCGAGAUGGGCGAUGAGGACAAAGUCCGGAACGCGAGCAUUUGUAUCGAAAACGCGCACGGCCAGACCAUAUGGAACGUCCAUUUGCAACCCUGGAAAACCGAAGCCGACUUCUGGCAUCUUUACGAGUCUAAAUACUCUGUCCUGCUCGAGAAGACGCGGGCUUUUCUCAAAUCUCAUAGCGAGCGGCUGCGCGCCUCGGGGCUGAACUCGAGAGCCGCCAUUUUCCUCUCCGCAGGUUUCGAUGCGAGCGAAUGGGAGGGUGCUGGCAUGCAGCGACACAAUGUCAACGUACCAACGGAGUUCUAUGCCCGGCUGGCUCGCGACGUGGUUCGGAUUGCUGCGGAAGAAGGAACAAGCGUCGAGGGCCGUAUCAUCAGCGUGCUAGAAGGGGGCUAUAGUGACCGUGCCCUCCGCUCAGGGGUUCUCAGCCACCUCUGUGGCCUCGCAGGAGAUGGGCCCAGCAGCGGAGAUCUGCAGUCUAGCGGCCUCGGUAUUGAAGGUCAGAAAGCUGUCCCGCUACGUGCGCGAAAGGACUCUAGCGCGAGCGAACGGGGGGCUCGUAGAUAUGAGCCGUCUUGGUGGUCCAGUGUUGCACUGGAAGAGCUUGAGGCAGCCAUGACGCCGCCGCCUGUAGUGCCCCCAAAGCCUCGCAACUGCACGCCGCCAACAUAUUCGUCUCCGACUCAAGCGUCAGCAGCGAAGGCAGUGAUGCCUAAAAAUCGUCGGAGCAUGUCAAACCUGUCAGCUGCCGCCAGAAGCGAGUUGGGAUCAUACUCGUACUUCGCCCCAUUACCUCCCCCGGAUGUCCCAUGGGCUGUUGCGGCGCUUGAGCUGAGCAAGCUGCUUAUCCCAACGGAACGCCAGACAAAUAGCUGCACGCACGAGGAUCUCAACGCCGAGGCUACUCGGGCUCGACGCGACCGUCAAUCUGCCUUGGUCCAGUCUUUACCUCCAGCUGCUGGGACAGCCGGCACAGGAGACCGGCCUUCGACUAGAAUGGGGUUAAGAGAGCGCAAAGCGAAGCCGUCAGCUCUCGUCGAGGAUGAUGAGAACCGCAAGGGCAGACGCAAGACAGUUGCUGGGCCCUCGGUUCUUUCCACCGAGGCGGCAUCCAACGGAUCUCUCACCACCACCGAAAAGCAGCCUAGACAUUCAUGCCGGCGGCUUAGUGCGGCGUCGACUAUUGUGUCUACGGCAGCCAUGGAUGCGGUGCCACCAGCUCCGCGAACUGCACCGAUACGGAGCAGCUCGAAGGCAGACGUUACAGUCAGACCCGAGUCCUCCACAAGCGUCAGAACCGCUAAUAGCAAUGCUCUGAACGUGAAGAAGACGCGGGCUCCAGCUAAGAAGGAGCCGGUCCCGCGUGUCCCAAAGGUGGCCAAGAAACUUCCUGGUGCAACUAAUGGAGCCGCAACCCAGCCAGUGCCCGCCGAAGGUUCUUCUAGUGCGCCUGCAUCGGCCGAGAAGACAGGGGAUGAGGUGGACAAGCUGACAAACGAAAUGAGGAAGAUCAAGAUCACAGUCAUCAACAGGGCUCAGCGAGAGGCUCGAGAACGGGAGCGUCUUGCCAGGGAGAAACUGUCAAAGGAAGAAACAAUAUCCGCGGCGCCGCCUCCAGCAGUGUGCAAACCACCCCCUCCGGAAUCCACGUUUAGCCCCACCGCGGCCGAGCAAUAUCCCUCCCCGUCGCCCUCUCUAGCCCCAUCUGCAUCUUCCCCCCCGCCACAGUCCGUACUCCCGAGCCAACACCCCUCCACCCCCUCGUUAGAGUUCAACCAACCCCCGGCCUUCCUAACCACCCCACCGCCAACCACGGUUAACACCGACACCGACGCCGAUUCCAGGCGUGUCAUGUCGCCGCCGCCGCCAUCGCAGCAGCAGCAUGGGCAGGAUAUCCCGAGUAGUUCUUCCCCAGCCAGGGGAGGGAACAACAAGACUGUCGAUGUCUUUGUCUCUUACCAACCGGAGGGUCCUGCCCCUGAGACCCUGCCUCUGCCCGCCCAACAGCCCCUCCAGUGGAUGCCGCCUAGCUUGUCCGGGGCUGGUACGCCUGUUGUGUCGCCUGUUAAGAGGGACGAUUUACCGGUUUUUAGCAGUACCGGGGUCAUUCCCUUUGCUCCUUCCCCGGCCAAGGCCACUGCGAGGGAUGGGACUCAGGGGAGGGAGAAGGACUUGGAGGGCGGGGUUGAACAGGGUUGA